UUGCGACGGCACAAAAAUUGCGUUGUGUUCUCAUUGCAAGCGGUUUUAUAUUAAACUUAUGCACAGUUAUGUCUCAUUCAGACGUUAUUGCUGCUAGAUUCCUGGCUUUUGAUCAAAUGUACAGAUAUGAGAGGCGUUUAGAGACGUUUGCAGAUUGGCCUUUCCGUGAGGAUUGUCAGUGCACACCAGAGCUGAUGGCCAAGGCAGGUUUUGUACACUGUCCUAGUGAGAAUGAGCCUGAUGUGGCCUGCUGUUUCUACUGCCUCAAAGAGCUGGAAGGCUGGGAGCCAGAAGAUAUUCCCUGGUCUGAGCAUGCGAAACGUUCUCCAGACUGUGGAUUCUUGCAGAUUAAAUCUGUUCAGAAGGUCACUGCCAUUGAGUUUUUCCGUCUUGAGCAUGGGCGGAUUCGCAAUUACAUCAGGAAAAUGGCACACAUGAAGAUUGCAUACUUCCGUGAUGAAGUGGAAAGCACCAGCAAAAAUUUGAAAGUUCUUUUUGAUAUCUUGUAGUUUUGUUUUAACUGUAAUUGUUUUGUCUAUCAAUAAACUUUGUCUUUUCAAAUCCAUGUUUAAUUUGCUGUGCUGUGUCAGCAGGCCACAGGGAGGCAGUGUCAUGCAGGGGUCUUUGCUUGACCAGAGCAAUGUGAGGAGGGGGGGAACUGAAUCCUAGCAGUAUUUGCUUUGCUUUACCACAAAUCCUGAUCAAAUCCUGCAGGCAUUUGACGGAACUGAAUAAAUGAAACGUUUACCACAUGU
Molecule: messenger RNA, 755 nt
Organism: Tachysurus vachellii
Lineage: Eukaryota; Metazoa; Chordata; Actinopteri; Siluriformes; Bagridae
Gene: birc5b
Product: baculoviral IAP repeat containing 5b
Exons: 4
Coding region: 69-509 (146 amino acids)
Source: RefSeq, a predicted model, not a curated record